AUGUCAAAGCAGGAGAGAGCGGAAUCGGUGAAAGUUGUCAUUCGUUGUCGGCCCAUGAAUAAUCGGGAACUUCAAGAUGGUUAUGAAAAAUGCGUCGAUAUUAACAGUGCUCACGGCACGAUCGAAGUUCGUAAUCCCAAAGGUCGAUCUGAAGAUGCACCGCGAAGAUUCACUUUUGAUGCGGUUUAUGGAGAGGACCUAUGUUUGGCGCUUGCAGGCAUAAAAGAUGAUCCGGAAUUGCGCGGAGUUAUGCCAAAUUCAUUUGACCACAUAUUUGAACAUAUCGCGGCAUCAAAAGAUUCCCAGUAUUUGGUUCGAGCGAGUUAUUUGGAGAUUUACAAGGAAGAAAUUCGAGAUUUACUUCAUCGGGAUCAAAGCAAACAUUUGGAAAUUAAGGAGAAACCGGACAGUGGGAUCUAUGUCAAAGAUUUGUCCUCGGUUUUGACCAAAAGUAUCGGAGAAAUUCAAAAAGUGAUGAAUAUAGGCUAUCAGAAUCGUUCGGUGGGUGCCACCAAUAUGAACGAGCAUAGUUCCCGUUCACAUGCGAUCUUCAUUGUCACAAUUGAAUGCUCUAGAAUUGGAGCUGAUGGCGAACAACACAUCCGAGUGGGUAAAUUGAAUUUGGUCGACUUGGCCGGCAGCGAACGCCAGUCGAAAACACUAUCCGAAGGGGAGAGAUUGCGAGAAGCGACAAAAAUCAACCUGAGCCUGUCCACCUUAGGCAAUGUGAUAUCCGCCUUGGUUGACGGGAAGAGUACGCACAUUCCGUAUAGAGAUUCUAAAUUGACUCGUCUAUUACAAGACUCGCUUGGAGGGAAUGCAAAGACAGUCAUGGUUGCCAAUAUCGGUCCUGCCUCCUACAAUUAUGAUGAAACGUUGAACACGCUUCGUUACGCAAAUCGUGCCAAGAAUAUCAAAAACAAGCCGAAAAUCAAUGAAGAUCCCAAAGAUGCACUGUUAAGGGAAUAUCAGAGUGAGAUUGAACGACUGAAAUCGUUACUCAAAGCAAAAAGCGCUGGGAUUCCACGUGGUCCAGGAAAAUCCGGUCGAAGGAAAAAAACCCGCGCUGGCGGUGGCGAAGCUGGUGAAGAUAUGAGUGCCGAAGAGGCUGGAACGGAGGACGAUCUGGAGGGUAUUGAGGCUUACAUGCAAGCACAAAUGGAAAAACUGUCGACAGAAAAAGCGGCCAUACUGGAUGAUCAAUCGUUAGUGGCGGAAGAGAAAUCUCGUCUAUUGGACGAGCUCAAAGUUAGCAAAGUGUUCGUUUUCUAUGUUUUUGGUCAUGUUCCAUUCACAACGUUAAAAGAGAACCGAUUGCAAGAAGAACAGGCACAGACGCAACAACUGGAAUCAAAACUCCGUGCAAUGGAGAGUAAGCUUCUCCGUGGUGAUCAAUCCAUUGUCGAACAUACACGAAUGCAAGAAGCCACUCUCGCACAGCAACGCUCUCAAAUGGCCGAGCAAAGAAAACGAGAGAGAGAAAUUGUGGCUCGAAUGCGUGAAGAGGAAGGCAGUGUGGCCAAUUUACAAGAGGGAUUUACUUCACUCAAACAGGAAGUUGAAGUUAACACUCGACGUCUAAGAAAACUGUUUGAAAAGCUCCAGGAGGCUAAACAAGAAGUUAACGAGGCUCAGGAGGACGGAAUCCGCGAACGUCAAGAGCAUGAACGUGUACAAGAAGAACUGACUAGGGAAAUCAAAUUACGAAUGUUGAUUCUCGAGAACUUUGUUCCUCCUGAAGAACGCUCAAAAUUAGAACAACGAGCAAAUUAUCACCACACAUUUCACUCCUCCAGUUCAUUCUGUCGCCUUGAUCCACCGUUACGACCAGCAUUGGGUGGACGUCGACCGGUGUGUCAGUUUGCUCGAAUGGCCGCUAAAUUGGGACCGAAUCCGCGAUUUCGUGGUGAACAAUUGCUGACGUUGGAUUUAGAUUUACCCGGUCGAACCACUCGAGACUAUGAACCACCGCAACUGGCACCACAAGUUGUGGCUGCGCUGGAAGCCGCAUUGCAAGACGAGGAAGAUUUGGAACUGGAUGGAAGGUGA
Echinostoma caproni is the source of this 2049-nucleotide messenger RNA. Lineage: Eukaryota; Metazoa; Platyhelminthes; Trematoda; Plagiorchiida; Echinostomatidae. The record is from the annotation of a GenBank genome assembly.